Molecule: messenger RNA, 684 nt
Organism: Puccinia triticina
Lineage: Eukaryota; Fungi; Basidiomycota; Pucciniomycetes; Pucciniales; Pucciniaceae
Exons: 5
Coding region: 1-684 (227 amino acids)
Source: RefSeq, a predicted model, not a curated record
AUGAAGUGUUCCACUCAGACAUUUUUAUUUGCACUUGGCUUUCUUCUUCACCUCCAAGCCUUCGAGUCUAUGAGCUUGCCGACAUUUUUGAAAUCCUCAAAACCUUCACGUGGCGACCCGAAAGCGGAAAAAAUUCGGCUCCUCCAGUCAGGAGAAAGUUCCGCGGCCAACAUUUCGCCCGACGUGCCAGAGGCAACGUUGCAAGACACAGUAAAGACGAUCUAUGAUAAAACCUAUACCCAGCACUGGCUUAAAGGAAACGAAAUAAUCAUAAAGAUUGGACGACGGCCCAAUGCCAAGACUUUCAAAAUCACACCUAGAAAUUAUUUGAUAGACCAUGAUAAGGAAUCCCUCCGGGUACUUAUUGAUAUAUUCACAGCAGAAAAUCAUAGUGGAUCUGCUGUGCAGGCACUUAGUCUGCCCAAUCUAGUGUUUCAAGAUUUGGUGGAUUUUGGACUGAAAAAACCUGGACGGGAGGUGCUGAUGACACUUGCCCAAUAUGCCCGCACCCUGGCUCAAGUUACUGGUGUUGGAAAAACCGAAGAGGAAUUAACUCAACUGGAAAAAGACAAUCGACAGAUAAUCUACUCAGUUUUGGCUACCUUUAUCAACAACACUAAACUCCAGGAUGGUCAACCCAAAACGCUUCUCGAAAAUCUUAUGAAUAUGAUUAAAAUCCACUAA